Molecule: messenger RNA, 1317 nt
Organism: Triticum turgidum subsp. durum (durum wheat)
Lineage: Eukaryota; Viridiplantae; Streptophyta; Magnoliopsida; Poales; Poaceae
Source: the annotation of a GenBank genome assembly
AUGGCGCCACUUGCACGUAAGCACCGCAAGGCAUCACCUUCUCCUUCCCCCUCGGAGGCUUCUUCCAAUUCAGGCAGCGACUGUGAACUCCACCUUGAUGACCACUCCGACCCAGAGGACAGCUUCUUCUCCACAGGGAGCGCCGCCAAUGACGACGUCCAGGAUUCCUCCACCAGUGACGAGGAGGAGGAUGACAAUGAGGAGAGCCUCCAUGAGGAGGAUGACGAUGAGGAGAGCCUCCAUGAUGAUGAGGAUGAUGAGGAGGAGAGCCUCCAUGAGGAGGAGGAUGAUGGUGAGAUGGGAGAGCUCGAGCAGCAGUAUCGCACCCUCCAGGCCAAUCAACAAAGCAUUCUUCAAACCCUGAAACAACACAGGGAUGACGAUGUCUCAAGAGGCCAGGCAGUCAAAAACCAAAAGCUAUCCUUUACAUUCAGUGUUUAUGCUUUCAAACUAUUAACCUCUACAUCCAAUUGCUGUUUACUGAAGGCGCUAUGGGAUAAGACCCUGGAAAUGAGAUUCUUGCUGCAAAAGGCAUUCUCCACUUCAAACAAGCUUCCCAAGGAUCCAUCCAAGUCAAGGUUCUGCAGUCAUGAUCAGGAGAUAGAGCAAGCAUAUAUUGAUCUAUUGGACUCAUCGAAACAGACUCUCGGUUGCAUGCUGGACCUGCAGAAGGCUUUACUGGAGCAGAACCAGGCUGCAAAGGGUGCGAAUGAUACAUUGCCUGACUCGAAUGAAGAGAGUGACGAGUGGUCGCAAGUACAGAAAUUGCAUACAAGGAUAACCCCGUUCAGAAAUACCGAGAUAGAUAAAUGGCAGAGGAAAACACAGGUCACAACUGGAGCUGCUGCACUGAAAGGAAAGUUGCACACAUUUAAUCAGAACAUAAGUGACCAAGUUGCUGGUUACAUGAGAGACCCAAGCAGGAUGAUUAACCGGAUGUACUUGCGGAAAUCUGAUGUUGGUGUAUUCGGGGAGAGUGCAGCAGAGCCUGCUACUACCGUUGAGGGGAAGGAUGUGGAAGGUGAUCCUGAACUUAUUGACGAUUCUGAAUUUUACCAUCAACUUCUCAAGGAGUUUCUCGAGUCGUGUGAUAGUGGAGCAUCUGAGUCUGCAUUUUAUGCUCUAAGGAAGAAGCAGAACAAGAAGAGGAAACUCGUCGAUCGCCGCGCUUCAAAGAGCAGAAAGAUAAGGUACAGUGUUCACGAGAAGAUUGCUAAUUUCAUGGCCCCGGUGCCUAUGACGGUUCCUCCAAUGGCUUCGAAACUGUUCGAGAAUUUGUUUGGAACGGGCAACCUGCAGAAGUCAGCCGCGGUCUGA